AUGCGUUUCUCUAUCGCUGCCCUCUCUGCCCUGGCCGCCGGUGCCGUCGCCACCUCCAGCAGCCACGCCCUGACUACUGAGGUUGUUACCCACUACACCACCUACUGCCCCGAGGCCACCUCGGUCGUGCACGGUGGCCACACCUACAGCAUCUCGACGCCUGGCGACAUCACCAUGACCCACGGUCCCUUCACCGUCACCCGUCCCCUGAUCACCCAGACCGUCACCCAGUGCAACCAGUGCGGUGCCCCCAGCUCGGGCGCUGGCUCUGGCUCGGGCUCGGGCUCGGGCUCGGGCUCUGGCAACCCUGGCUCCCCCUCCGGCACGGGCUCCGCCUCCCCCUCGCAGUCCUCGUACAACGCCGGUGCCAUCAACGCCGCUACUGGCGCUGGUGCCGGUCUGGCCGCCGUCUUCGGUGCCGUCGCUCUCCUGCUGUAA
Penicillium alfredii is the source of this 438-nucleotide messenger RNA. Its product is annotated as putative GPI anchored protein. Gene Ontology annotation, biological process: fungal-type cell wall organization. The transcript has 3 exons. The record is from RefSeq and is a predicted model, not a curated record. Bases 1 to 438 code for a protein of 145 amino acids. Gene Ontology annotation, cellular component: fungal-type cell wall. Gene Ontology annotation, molecular function: structural constituent of cell wall. NCBI's taxonomy places the organism in Eukaryota, Fungi, Ascomycota, Eurotiomycetes, Eurotiales, Aspergillaceae.